AUGGAAGAUUCAACAGCAAAAGAACUUGUUGAAGAGAGUGAAGAGCUUCCUUCUGAAAACAGCAAAAAAUCCAAUCUUUCUUCUACCUCCAUUGAUGGAUCUGAAGCUGUCCUUCAUCAUCCGAGUCGUCCUGACUUAAAGGCUCUAUCUUUCAGUGUUUCCUUCCAUGAUUGUACAUUGUCGAACAAAAAUUUCCAGUCUUGGACAAAAAAAAUGGAAGCUUUACACAAACCCAUUUGGAGAAAAGCUGGGGUUUUUGAAGCUGUUAUGGCGUCUACAUACAAAAUCGAAACAAACAAAGAUCUUGUGCUUGGUGUUGCCGAGAGAUGGUCUCCUGAUACAAAAAGUUUCGUUUUUCCUUGGGGUGAAACAAGCAUAACACUUGAAGAUGUUAUGGUGCUUUUAGGUUUCUCUGUUUUGGGUUUACCUGUUUUCACUGCUUUAGAUAGCUCAGGAGAAAAGAUUAAGUCGGAACUGGUUAAAGAAUGGGUUAAGAUUAAGGAAGAUGAGAAAAGUUUCGUUACUCAAUCAGCAUGGAUGAGCCGAUUCAUGGAUAGUAAAGAUGAGCUUGAGCAUGUUGCUUUCCUUGCGUAUUGGCUUAGCUGUUUCGUGUUUCCAUUGGGUUAUGGCCAUAUCAAUGAGGCUGUUUUGCCGAUUGCUGUUCAUCUUUCAUGUGGUACAAAGAUUGCUCUGGCUCCAUCUGUUCUUGCUCACUUGUAUGCAGACCUAAGUCUCUUGAAAACCCACAUUCAAGCUUUCGACGAAUCAACGGUUACUGUCAAAACUGAUUUCACUGCUUUGUUUAAGCUCGUUCAAGUUUGGACAUGGGAGAGAUUCAGGGAACUACAGCCAGAGCCUAAUGAGUUGGUAAAAGAUGAGCCAAGAUUGGCUCUUUGGCAUGAGAAACAGAGAAAGAUCGAUGAGGUGAGGCGGAUUCUAGACAACUCUAAGGUAGACAGUUUUGAGUGGCGUCCCUUCACAAAACCUGUGAAAAAUUGGGAGUUUCCUCUCUUUUACCCCGAGAAGGAGAUGUUGGUUCCUGUUGGUCCUAAUCUUGAUGAUGAAUUGAUCUCUUUUGCUCGGUUCAUCAAGGUGUCUCAGCUUGUUGGUAUUGACUAUGUGGAGCAUUACUGUCCGGAUCGUGUCGCUUUACAGUUGGGAAUGUUCCAGGAUGUUCCUUGUCUUGUUAACAAGAAUAACCUCUCAAAGGAGGAAGCUUGGGAUCAAUACAACAAGCCUAUUGAUGCUUCGAGAUUACACAUUCCUUCUCGUUAUGAAGUACCUUGUGUUAGUCCAGUGUUCUGCGAGUGGUGGAAGAAGACAUUUCAAGAGAUUCUUGCUGGUGGUAAUACGAUUAUGAGUAGUUCGUCCGACGAUGAUGUUGGUGCUGGGGGUAGUAGUAGUGGUUCAAAGAAAAAGAAAGGGUCCAGCAAAAAGACUAUAGGCAAAGUGAGAUUAACUCCCACAGAUCCUGGUUGGCCGAAGGAUGUUCCGGAUACUUAUGAAACAUGUGAGUUAGACUGGAGUCAAUCAAAUGAUGUCCUCAGAGAAGAAGUGACUCACCAAGGAGAAUACGAGCUUUGUUGGGCAGUGGCCUUAAGGGAGAGCAUCGAGGCUGCUCUAAAUAUAAAUGCUAAGAAGGAGAGGAAGAAUAGGCAUCCGAAACUCUCGGCACAACAUCUCAUCAAUAAUGUCAACAAGCUUCAAUCCGGCGCGAUGAGAAGAUACGAAGGAGUGACAAAUUUUCUUGUCAACCAAGGUCUUGUUACCGAAGACAAGUGUGAGUACGAAGGCACCAUUCUGAAAAAUGGGUGUAAUCACGCAACAGAAGACACACAAGCAGCAACGAAAAUCAAAGAUCUUAAACGUGUCAAGAGAAAAGACAUCAACGAGAAGGAUCUCAUCAAGCUAGUAACUCAAAGACCUGUUGUCGUUGAGAUGAGAGCUUUCAAAAGCUUAUUAGAUUUCAAAGGGGAGGGUUUUUACCCAGGGGGUACUCGCAAUGAGGAAGAGAAGUGGAACCGGGUUGACCUUGCUAGGAAGAACAAGGUAAAGAGCAAUGAAGAAAAACUGACCCUUCAUGCGCUUUUGCUGAUCGGCUAUGGAACGAUUAAUGGUGUGCAUUAUUGGCUAGUCAAGAACUCGUAUGGGACAACUUGGGGCAAUGGAGGUUAUGGGAAAAUUAUAAGGCAGUGCAGCUCUGGGAGUGACAAGUCUUUAUUUGUCAAGAUAAGAUACCCAGAGGUUUGA
Arabis nemorensis is the source of this 2250-nucleotide messenger RNA. The record is from the annotation of a GenBank genome assembly. NCBI's taxonomy places the organism in Eukaryota, Viridiplantae, Streptophyta, Magnoliopsida, Brassicales, Brassicaceae.